Messenger RNA from Panicum virgatum (switchgrass), 389 nucleotides. Its product is annotated as 60S ribosomal protein L6, mitochondrial-like. The record is from RefSeq and is a predicted model, not a curated record. Bases 1 to 288 code for a protein of 95 amino acids. The transcript has a single exon. NCBI's taxonomy places the organism in Eukaryota, Viridiplantae, Streptophyta, Magnoliopsida, Poales, Poaceae. Gene Ontology annotation, biological process: translation. Gene Ontology annotation, cellular component: ribosome. Gene Ontology annotation, molecular function: rRNA binding; structural constituent of ribosome.
AUGGAAGCCAAGUUCUUCCGGCUUCUUAAGGUUGUGGGGGUCGGUUUCAAGGCGAGGUCAGAGAGCCAAGGCCGUAAGCUGUUCCUGGAACUGGGCUACAGCCACGAGGCCCACGAGGUGCGGUUCACCGCCCCGCCCGCUGUCCGCGUCUUAAUCUGCUGCAUCGGCAUCGACAAGGACAGGGUUCACCAGUUCGCCGGCGCCGUCCGGAGCUGCAAACCCCCUGACGUGUACAAGGGGAAGGGCAUACUGUACAUCGACGAGGUCAUCAAGCGGAAGUGGGGAUGAAAAUGUCGGAAAUGAUCGAUAGAAAGUUUCACCAGUUUCAGUUUCAUAUUUUUUGACGAAAAUAAGAACGAAACGAUACGAUAUUUAGAAUGGUGUCGCUA